Messenger RNA from Caenorhabditis bovis, 1146 nucleotides. NCBI's taxonomy places the organism in Eukaryota, Metazoa, Nematoda, Chromadorea, Rhabditida, Rhabditidae. The record is from the annotation of a GenBank genome assembly.
AUGCUCCAUAGCUUUGAUGUUCCACCAUUAUGCAUAGCAUCAAACUCGGAUGGCUCUAGAAUAGCUGUAGGAUGUGUAGACGGCUCUGUCAAAUUUCUAAACACUGAAAACGAUAGCUUUGAAACUAUUUGGGAAUUCAAGACCAAAUCUUGCGUACGUUCAAUCGACAUUGAUGAGACGAAUGAAAAAGUGUAUGCCGUUAUUAAAAAUAGGGCAUUGUGUGCUUUUGACAUCAACACUGGCCGAAGAACUAGGUGCAUAUUAAAAGCUCAUUCCGCUGCUCCAAUGGUUGUUUGUUCUCUUCCUCCUUCGUCCCUGAAAAAUCAGCAAGUGGCAACGGCUGAUGAGAAAGGAGAAGUGAAAACUUGGGAUUUACGAGCAGAAUGUCCUGUAGUGCGAAAAUGGAAGGAGCAAGAGGAAGAAAUUAAUGAAUUAAAAAUCGAUAGUAAGCAUAAUUUGCUAUCGGCUUCAUCUGAUGGAACUCUGGCAGCUUUUGAUCUGCGAAAAGGAAAAUUGAAGGUUCGAAGUGAAUUGAUGCAUUCCGAAUUACUUUCAAUUUGCCCUACUGAUAAAUUCACUUAUGUUGGCGGCGGUGAUGGAUUUAUUGAAGUUUUUAAUCAUAACGAGUAUGGAAAUUUAUUAGAAAGAAUUGAAAGCGGGUUUGAACUUGGAACUAAUGGAAUCGUUGAACUUCGAAGAGGCUUGCUCUUAACUAGCAGCUCGGGAAGCAAUAAACUUAGAUUAUUGAAUGUGAUGCCAAACAAGAGAUUAGGAAUUAUGGGAACUCAUGGCGAUGAGCAUGAGAACGACGGAAUCGAUAUAAUGACGUUAAGUGGUGAUAAGACCACUUUAUUCACUGCAAUUUCCUUCAAUUGCACCAUUAAGAAAUGGGAAUUGACGCCAAUUGUCGAGAAGAUUCCAAUAUUACGGUCGACUGAUGCCAAGAAAAAGAAGAAUGUUGGAGUUGGAUUUUUCGACGAUCUCAUUCCGGAGGGUCAAAAGAACGACGAACCGAAGAAAAAGAGAAGAAAGGAAGAUGAUAGCGACGAGGAAAGCGAUGAUGAAGGUGAGGAUGAGCAGGAGGAUGAAGAUGAGUUAGAGGAUGAGGAUGAGGAAGAAGAAGCUGAUGAUGAGGAUGAAGAAUAG